Messenger RNA from Hipposideros armiger (great roundleaf bat), 2004 nucleotides. It is a transcript of the gene PYCR3, whose product is annotated as pyrroline-5-carboxylate reductase 3. Gene Ontology annotation, biological process: L-proline biosynthetic process. Lineage: Eukaryota; Metazoa; Chordata; Mammalia; Chiroptera; Hipposideridae. The record is from RefSeq and is a predicted model, not a curated record. Gene Ontology annotation, molecular function: pyrroline-5-carboxylate reductase activity. Bases 36 to 863 code for a protein of 275 amino acids. The transcript is spliced from 6 exons.
AGCACGAGGGAGGGGCUGGGGCGGGAGGCGGCGAGAUGGCGGCGGCGGCGGGGCCCGACCUGCGGCGCGUGGGUUUCGUGGGCGCAGGCCGCAUGGCGGAGGCCAUCGCGCAGGGCCUCAUCCAAGCAGGAAAAGUGGAAGCACAGCAUGUGCUGGCCAGCGCACCAAGUGACAGGAACCUCUGCCGCUUCCGGGCUCUGGGCUGCCGGACCACCCAUUCCAACCAGGAGGUGCUGCACAGCUGCUCGCUCAUCUUCCUUGCCACCAAGCCCCACGUCCUGCCGGCCGUCCUGGCAGAGGUGGCCCCUUUGGUCACCUCUGAGCACAUCUUGGUGUCUGUGGCUGCUGGGGUCUCUCUGAACACCCUAGAGGAGCUGCUGCCCCCGACUGCACGGGUGCUGCGGGUCUCGCCCAACCUGCCUUGCGUGGUCCAGGAGGGGGCCAUGGUGAUGGCUCGGGGCCGCCAUGCUGGGAGGAGCGAUGCCGAGCUCUUGCAGACUCUGCUGGAGGCCUGUGGGCAGUGCGAGGAGGUGCCCGAGGCCCAAGUGGACAUCCACACCGGCCUCAGCGGCAGCGGCGUGGCCUUCGUAUGUGCCUUCUCCGAGGCCCUGGCUGAAGGCGCCAUCAAGAUGGGCAUGCCCAGUGGCCUGGCCCACCGCAUCGCUGCCCAGACUCUGCUGGGGACGGCCAAGAUGCUACUGCAGAAGGGACAGCACCCGGCCCAGCUGCGGACCGAUGUGUGCACGCCGGGUGGCACUACCAUCUAUGGGCUCCAUGCCCUGGAGCAGGGCGGGCUUCGGGCAGCCACCAUGAGUGCUGUGGAGGCUGCCACCUGCCGGGCCAAGGAGCUCAGCAGGAAGUAGGGUGCAGGUGCAGGACUCAGGCCACAGACCCUACUGCCCAGAAGGUCCCUGCCACCCCGUCUCUCCUUCCCUGCCCCUCACUAAGGACUGUGGUCCUCUUUAACUCACAGGAGCCUCGCCAGCUGCACCCUGCCUCCCGCAUGGGGAAAUUUGAGGUUAUAGGACUAGAGCGGAUCCCCUCACCAGUGGGAGCUACCCUCCCCUCGCCAGGCAGGAGGCACCAUGGUGAUGGCCCACUGUAAGGGUGAUGUGGUUCUGAGGGCCUGAGCACUGGCAGGCCUGGUCUGGUGCCCCACAUGGCUGGCCAGUUGGUUGAGGAUGUGAGCAGAGCCCCUGGGGGCCCUUCCGAGAGCUGUGUGACUGCAGCCAGGUCGGGGAGCAUGGGGACAUAUGGAAUCUGCACAGGAGACCCGCUCCCCCUCAGUGAAGCCACCACAUCUGUCCUGUCCUGGGUUGGCCUGUGGUGGUGGUGGUGGUGGGUGCUAUGUGCUCUCCCUCCCAGCUGAGGGGCUGCACCCAGUCCUUCCCUCCGGGGAGCCGCAGGCUGGUGGAGGAGCUGCUCCAGGUUUGGGAGAAGCCGGGACCAUACGCUGGGCUCCCACUGGGUAUGGGCUCCUCUCCCAGACCCCAAGCUCCUGGCAAGUAGCAGAUGGAGCUGGUCCUGAGGACCCUUCCUGGUCAAGAGUCCUGGAGAGUCCUGUGACCUGGCCUCUGACGCAGGACCUGGCCCUCCAGCAUGUCCCUGACAGACCAACAGGCUGGGAACUGGGGCCUUUGGGUAGGGGAUGGGCCGUCUGCAGCUCUGUCCCCUGUGCCACCCCCAGGCUCACUGGGGGCCUCCCCACCUCAUGCAGGCCCCAGAGGCUGGAGUUCCCCAGGCUUCCGCCCAGUGGCCUGAGGCUACAUCAGCCAUGAGGUGAAGAGAAGCCUGGCCCCCGCUCCGGCUCUGCCACCUACCGGCUGAGGCUCUAGGAAAUGAAGCCGUCUGUCAGACAGGGCUGAGGCAGCCGUAUGCCCCGGCCAUCCUAUUCCGGCCUUGGCUUGGUCUGCCCCUGGCCCUGCCACUUGUUAGAAGGGUCAGCCUGAGUCCAUUUCUACACCUUUAUCUGUGAAAUGGGAAUAAAAAUUGCUGUUCUGUGUA